CAGUUCUCUUAUUCUAAAUGGCCUUUCUACUCAGCGAUCAUAAGUACUUCCCUGUCAACAACUGAAUUAGAAGACAUCGUCAUAGACAUAGCACGACGAACAAUGAGCACCACCACCCCCCUCUCCUCCUCCUCCUUCGGCCUCCAACUCCUCCGCCAAAAACCCCUCGCCGACCCCGCGGAUACUACUAGUAGUACCUCCUCCUCCUUCUCCGGUAAAACCGUCCUCAUAACAGGCGCCAACUCCGGGCUCGGCCUCGCAGCAGCAAUCAAAUUCGCCUCGCUGGCCGCCUCCCGCCUGAUCCUGGCCGUGCGCAACACCGAGGCAGGCCAUGCUGCGCGGAGGGCCAUCAUUGAGGCGGCUACUACUACUAGUAGUACUAGUACUAGUAGUAGGGGGGCUGUGAAUGCGGAGGUGGAGGUGUGGGAGCUGGAUAUGGAUUCUUACGAUAGCAUUACAAGGUUUGUGAGGAGGGUGGAGGAGGACGGGAGGAGGCUGGAUGUGGUGGUGCUGAAUGCGGGCGUGUAUAUGGUAGAUCAUCGCGUCGGGCGGUACGGCGUGGAGGAGACGCUGCAGGUCAACACGCUGUCGACGGUGCUGUUGGCGGUUUUGUUGCUGCCCAAGUUGAAGAAGGCCCAGCAUGGGGGGGGAGGGGCGGUUUUGGAGUUUGUGACCUCCCGACGGGCGGAGGCGGUGCAGUUGACCCAGGAGCAGAGACAAAAGGGGGGUUUGUUAUUGAGGGGCUCGACGAUGAGAGAGGGAGAUGGAAGUGGAAGUGCCGGUGGUGGUCGGUAUAACCCCAGUGAGCGCUAUCGCCUGUCCAAGUUCUUGACGACGUGCGCGAUGAAGAAGCUCGCGAGUAUGGUGGAGGCGGACGAGGUGGUGGUCACGGCUGUUUGUCCUGGCGGGGUGGCGACCAACCUGAGUCGGGGAUGGACGGGUGCCGUGGCGACCAUCGUCAAGGCGCUGGUGAAUAGUCUGUUCAUGAGGACUCCCGAGUACGCGGCUCGGACGCUGGUGAGUGCUGCCGCUGUAGGACCUGAGGUCCAUGGGAGGCUGUGGUAUGACGAUGAAUUACACGAGUGAGUUGCCUAACACCGCGGCCAUUUAACGUAGUAAUCAGCUUACAAGGGGACAGUCUUCCAAAUCUCGCCGGCGAAGACGGUGACCACUUGGUCGACAUGAUUUGGGCGGAGCUCACGGAUGUGUUGCGCCGAGAGAUCCCGGAAGUGGAUGGUGUCUUGAGAGACUUAGCUGAACG
Messenger RNA from Chaetomium strumarium, 1261 nucleotides. RefSeq lists its product as uncharacterized. Lineage: Eukaryota; Fungi; Ascomycota; Sordariomycetes; Sordariales; Chaetomiaceae. Bases 103 to 1086 code for a protein of 327 amino acids. The record is from RefSeq and is a predicted model, not a curated record. The transcript is spliced from 2 exons.